AUGUCAAGCUCCCAUGUCCAUGUCAAUCGACCCCGGGUCGCUUCAAGAGGGAUCUUACCAGAUGAACUCCUCUUGCAUAUAUCCCACUACGUGAUUUGGAAUGAAGAUGCAGCCACUCAUGGAACCCUUCAAGUAGUCUCCAAGCGGAUGUAUCAGCUCGUCACUCCCGACAUUUACAGACAUAUCUACCUGACCGGUAAAGGGCUCAGCAAACUGAGUAGACUGUUCAGUCAUCUUCCCCUCGAUCAGUUCAGCAUUCUCAUGACCACUCCUCCUUUUCCCUGUACCGAAAUUGGAAAUCAUGACACAUCAGAAGGAAGAUUCACCACACCCAAUCCGGAUCUACCACUAAUCCUAAGAAUUCGACAAAAUUUAUCAUACAUCCAACGUCUUACAGUCGACAUGGACGGUUUGACACGCUACCGUGACGAGUACAACGAUAUCCUCGCAUACGCAAGAUUACUCGAGAAUUGGGGUGAACAAAGACUACUUCCAAAUGUCACGGGAGUGUGCUACGAAUUAUCACCACAACAUAAUCCUUCAGAGAAGAUCCUCGAAAUCCUUAUGAACUUUUGUCAACCCAGUAAUCUCUGUAUGAAGUGGAACGAGUUCGAUCAGAGUGAUCCAUAUUCGGUUAUGGACUAUUUUCGUGGUAUAGAAUACGCCGAUAUCACACCGAUUCUCACUGUUGCUUUGAUCGUAUCCCAACCCAAAGUUGUCAAUUAUCACAGAAUCGAUGUCAACUUCCUUACGAGUCUUGAGAUAGCAUAUCCUGCUUUGGAAAAGGUUAGGAUCUCUUUGGGGAAAGUCACCCCUUGCAUUACGUUGUGCAGAUAUUAUGAUAUGAUCAAUUAUAGACACCGGGGUAGGUGCGAAAGGAUUUACGAGGAGGGUGCUCAACAUGACCUGUUGAGUAAGAUGACCAAUCAAUAUGGCUCAGCAGAAGUCGUUUCGGACUUCUCUAUUGUAGGAGGAUUGACCGAAGAUUCAAUGGACGCAGAUGAUGUAAGAGCUUUCAAGAAGGAGUAUGAAAGGCAAUUGAAAGCGGAAGGAAAUUCAGGUAAAGUCAGUAGACAAAAUCUGAAGAAGGCAAAGAACGUUAAGUGGUAUAUUGGGAAACAAGCCGAUCAACAACCUGUGUGUGAAGCUUGCGGGGAUGUGGACCCGGAAUGGGUAGUCCGGAAACCAAGUGAACUUGAUUGGGUUCGACGUCCGUUUGAAGCGAGUCCGAUAGGGUUAGAAAAGUAUCUUCGUCCAGGUGGAUGUGCUGACAGAGAAGCGGGGUAA
This is a messenger RNA of Kwoniella botswanensis, 1287 nucleotides long. RefSeq lists its product as uncharacterized. The record is from RefSeq and is a predicted model, not a curated record. NCBI's taxonomy places the organism in Eukaryota, Fungi, Basidiomycota, Tremellomycetes, Tremellales, Cryptococcaceae. Bases 1 to 1287 code for a protein of 428 amino acids. The transcript has 2 exons.